Diaporthe citri is the source of this 954-nucleotide messenger RNA. RefSeq lists its product as uncharacterized. The record is from RefSeq and is a predicted model, not a curated record. The coding region runs from base 1 to 954 and encodes 317 amino acids. NCBI's taxonomy places the organism in Eukaryota, Fungi, Ascomycota, Sordariomycetes, Diaporthales, Diaporthaceae. The transcript is spliced from 3 exons.
AUGAGGCUCAUAGGCACUGCCAUUUACAUGGCUGUGGCCGUGACAGCUCACGGCCAUGUCACCAACAUUGUUGUCAAUGGUGUAUUCUACCGCAAUUUCCUCCCAGACACGGACCCCUACAACCCAAAUCCACCCAAGGUCAUGGGCUGGACGGCUGGGAAUACCGACAAUGGCUACGUGGCACCCGACGCCUUCCAGUCUCCCGAUAUCAUAUGUCAUAGAUCGGCCACUCCAGGCAAGGCUCAUGCUGCGGUACGAGCGGGUGACUCGAUCUCGAUCCAGUGGGAUACAUGGCCUGAGUCUCAUCAUGGCCCUGUCAUCGACUACUUGGCUAAUUGCAACGGGCCUUGCGAAACGGUGGACAAGACGUCGCUUAAGUUCUUUAAGAUCGAUGGCUUUGGGCUGGUAUCAGGCUCUGACCCUGGCUACUGGGCCGACGACGCGCUCAUCGCCAACGGCCUGUCCUGGCUGGUCAAGAUCCCAGAGGACAUCGCCCCGGGAAACUAUGUUCUCCGCCACGAGAUCAUCGCCUUGCACGGAGCGAACCAGGCCAACGGGGCUCAGGCAUACCCGCAGUGCUUCAACCUCGAGAUCUCCGGAACGGGCACUUCUCAGCCUUCAGGUGUCUACGGCACUGACUUAUAUAGGGCCAAUGACCCGGGCAUACUAUUCAAUCUUUACACCAAGUUCACGACAUACCCUGUUCCAGGUCCAACCCUAAUUCCUGGUGCGGACCUCAACCUUGUCACCGACUACAGUUCUGCCCACGACCUCAGCUGGCAAUGCCUUGCCAACGUCCACGUCUCCUACAAGUCCGGCCUCCACAACAAUGACGACAGUGACAACGGCGACUGCACCAGCCACCACAAACCCUCCUGCGACGGUGGGCCAAACACAGUGGGGUCAAUGUGGCGGGUCCAACUACGCCGGCCCAACAUCGUGCUAUGGAUCUAA